Molecule: messenger RNA, 822 nt
Organism: Fusarium odoratissimum NRRL 54006
Lineage: Eukaryota; Fungi; Ascomycota; Sordariomycetes; Hypocreales; Nectriaceae
Exons: 4
Coding region: 1-822 (273 amino acids)
Source: RefSeq, a predicted model, not a curated record
AUGGCGAUCCUUCCCUUUACCCCAGGCAUAAACGUCGCCGUUCUUGUGGAUGGUGAGCCGGCCAAGGAGUACCAACCCUGGGAGUUCCCUGAACCCUUUGACGCAACCAUGAAUCAAGGCAUCCCCCACACCAAAUGCUACGUCAAGUCUCAAGCUGGAAGUCCUUAUGCCAUUCGCUUCAGGAUCUCUUCUGUCUUCACAUUCCCCAAUGACACUGAUGCUGUCACCAUCUCCGUCUAUGUCGAUGGCAAGCCUUUCGAUAACAAGUGUAUCCGAAAAAGCACGCUCGCUGGUGCAUCAAAUCUUGGCAUAGAGUACGUUGGCGAGAUUUCGUAUUGUCAGCGCGACUUUUCGGAUGGCUCGUCCAAGUCAUAUAGGCCAGUCUUUGGGGACAUCAGACCUGUGGAUGAGGCUGAUAGCGAGUCUGUCAACACUGAUCUGGAGCGCAUCAAGGCCUUGGGGACUAUCCAAGUCGCUAUUGAGGUUGGGAAGCAAAUCGCCCCUGUUCCGAUGGGCAAUGAUGACUUCUCUGACGAUAAGAGAAACGAGUCUCUCGCCAUCGACAACAAGGCGCUUCUACUCAAUGGGCAUGGCCAAAUCCAUGGGACCACAUACACCAAGACAGAUGAAACUCGUCAAAUGACAUACACCACUGUUGAUGACGAGCAGCACCUCGGAAACCUCUUCUUCUUUUAUCUAUCUUGUCAUUCUCCUGGGGCUCAGUUCUUCUUCCAAUCUAGAUUCAUCGACAGGUUUGCAGAUGAUAUGAUCCAUAUCCUCUCACUCCCAAAGGUGAAACACAUGUUGAAUGAAGAGGUUUAA